Fomitiporia mediterranea MF3/22 is the source of this 2897-nucleotide messenger RNA. Its product is annotated as MCM-domain-containing protein. The record is from RefSeq and is a predicted model, not a curated record. The transcript is spliced from 8 exons. Gene Ontology annotation, molecular function: 3'-5' DNA helicase activity; single-stranded DNA binding; ATP binding. Bases 325 to 2760 code for a protein of 811 amino acids. NCBI's taxonomy places the organism in Eukaryota, Fungi, Basidiomycota, Agaricomycetes, Hymenochaetales, Hymenochaetaceae. Gene Ontology annotation, biological process: mitotic DNA replication initiation; double-strand break repair via break-induced replication; DNA replication. Gene Ontology annotation, cellular component: nucleus; MCM complex.
GCAAACACCCCACGCCGCCCAAAGCGACAGCGGUCACCUUCACGUGUCGGUGCCCAAUCGACGGACACGCCGCGUCCAGGUGCGACGCAGCGACGACAGUCAGGCUCAUCGCUUCCACCUUCUUCUCCACCGCCCGCUUUCCAGGACACGGAUGAGUUUUCCAGCGAUCAGGACGCGGUGCAAGAUGUGGAUGACGAUGCGGUUGACGACGAGGGCGACGGGGAGGACCUCUUUGGCGAAACACUGGCUGAAGAUUAUGCAGAAAACCAAGUGCUCGACACAUACGACGCAGCGGACCUUAAUGACGAGGAAGAAUUUGGUGAGAUGACUGGUGCACAACGGAGAGCGGCAGAGAGAGCAAUGGCGCUGCGUGAUCGACGGGAGCGGCAAGGCCGCCGUGGUGCACGCGCCGCUGCACGUACCCGCGCUCCGGACUUCCUCCAGAGCGAGGAGAGUGAGGAAGAAGGCUUGGACGGGGGUCUCUUGUCCGGCAUGAAACGGCGUGCACGGCGUCAAUACGAUGAACGCAUCGAGGUCGACGAUGUAGCUGGAUUGGAAGCUGAGAUACCACUUGAACAGCUGCAUGAUAUCAAGGCGAACUCCGUCGCUGAAUGGAUCUCCAACAUUCGAGUCCGGCAUUCAAUCGCCAAGCAUUUCCGCCAGUUUUUGACCUCGUACACCGAUGAACAAGGAAACUCAGUUCAUUAUCCUCGUAUCCGGAAUCUUGGCGAAAAUAAUGCGGAGUCCCUGGAGGUCUCAUAUACACAUCUAGCGGACUCAAUAGCGGUCAUUGCGUAUUUCCUGGUCAUCUGUCCGACCGCGAUGCUAAACAUAUUCGACGAGGUUGCUCUUUCCGUCGUCCUCAUCUCUUACCCUAAUUAUGAACGCAUCCAUUCCGAAAUUCAUGUUCGUAUCACGGACCUACCCUCCACGUCGUCCCUGCGUGAUCUCCGUCGUGUUCAUCUCAACAAUCUCGUCCGCGUCUCUGGAGUAGUCACGCGUCGAAGCGGAGUUUUCCCGCAGCUUAAAUAUGUCAAGUUCGACUGCAGGAAAUGUGGCGCGGUCCUCGGGCCAUUUUACCAGGACGCUAGCAAAGAAGUCGGCAUUAGCUACUGUCCAGCCUGUGAAGGCAGGGGCCCAUUCAGGGUUAACCAGGAACAGACGGUUUACCGUAACUACCAAAAGAUGACACUGCAGGAGUCUCCUGGUUCUGUACCACCAGGGCGUCUUCCUAGGCACCGAGAGGUUGUCCUUCUAUGGGACCUGAUUGAUUCGGCCAAACCUGGUGAAGAAGUUGAGAUUACGGGUGUAUACCGUAAUAAUUUUGACGCAUCACUGAACUCCAAGAAUGGUUUCCCCGUCUUCUCAACUGUCAUUGAGGCGAAUCACAUCAAUAAAAAGGAAGACCUAUUCGCGGCAUUCCGACUCACUGAGGAAGACGAAAAGGAAAUCCGCGCUCUCGCCCGUGACGAACGUAUUCGGAAGCGUAUUAUCAAGUCCAUCGCGCCAUCGAUUUAUGGACAUGAAGAUAUCAAGACAGCGAUAGCACUGUCACUCUUUGGUGGUGUGUCGAAGGAUAUCAACCGCAAGCAUCGUAUUCGUGGGGAUAUCAACGUGCUUAUGCUCGGUGACCCAGGUACUGCGAAGUCGCAGUUCCUGAAGUACGUUGAGAAAACUGCACAUCGUGCUGUUUUCACGACAGGUCAAGGUGCUUCUGCAGUCGGUUUGACUGCUAGCGUGCGCAAGGACCCAGUAACGCGGGAGUGGACUCUUGAAGGGGGCGCCCUUGUUCUUGCAGAUAAGGGAACUUGUCUCAUCGAUGAGUUCGACAAGAUGAACGAUGGAGACCGGACGUCGAUCCACGAAGCGAUGGAACAGCAGUCCAUUUCGAUCUCAAAAGCCGGGAUUGUUACGACACUGCAGGCACGCUGUGCAAUCGUCGCUGCUGCCAACCCAAUUCGCGGCCGUUACAACCCGACCAUACCUUUCCAGCAAAACGUUGAGCUGACCGAACCAAUUUUAUCGCGUUUCGAUGUGCUCUGCGUGGUGAAGGAUAGCGUGGACCCAGUAGCGGACGAGCUUCUAGCAAAGUUUGUUGUUGGGAGUCAUCGUCGGAGUCAUCCCCUCUUUGACUCUCAAACGGAAGAGAUGGAUGUCGGCACGUCCCUCGAUGAAGAUAUGAUCCCACAAGACCUCCUCCGAAAAUACAUCAUGUUCGCACGCGAAAAGAUCCGUCCCAAACUAUUCGACCUCGACCAAGAGAAGCUCUCCCGUCUCUUCGCGGAUCUCCGUCGCGAAUCACUCGCAACAGGCUCCAUCCCCAUCACCGUCCGUCAUCUCGAAAGCAUGAUUCGAAUGGCCGAGGCCAGUGCAAAGAUGCACCUGCGGGAGUACGUCCGGGGAGACGACGUUGACUUGGCUAUUUCAGUCAUGGUCGGUAGCUUCGUCAGUGCGCAGAAGACAUCUAUUAAGAGGACGCUUGAGAGAGGCUUCCGCAAAUACCUCACUCAAGCAAGAGAUCAUGAGGAGUUAUUGGCGUUCCUCCUCGGCCAGAUCGUCAAGGAUAAGGUUCGCUUCUACCAGAUGCAGCACGGAGAGCCACCCGAGAAGGUGUCUAUCAACGUAUCGGAGUUGGACGAACGUGCGAAAGAACAUGAUAUCUUCGACACACAUCCAUUCCUCAACUCUCGUCUCUUCGCGACAAACGGAUAUCGCCUUGUCGAUGACGUCAUAGAAAAGACCUUCCGUCGUGACAUCUGAACUUAAUGAUACCAAGAAAGGAAUGGCUGAGACGGCUGAUUUGUAUUGAGUGCACGUUUUACAGAUAUCCGAAUUUGUAUAUUUGACUCUCUAGCUGUGUUUGUAUUUCAACGUGAUUUGGUAUAUAUUAUAUUCUC